UAAGCUAGACAUUUAUUAAUCAGAAGGCAGAGACCGAGAGAGAGAAGAAAAGGAAGCUAUAAGGUGCGGAAGGAAAAUGACACAAUGGAGGGGUGACAGCAGAAAUCCAAGGCUCACAUUCCAGGGAAAACAGGAGGGAUCAAAGGCUAUUUUCCAAAGAGCCAUCUUCAUGUCAUGGGUUUCACCACGCUGCUGUGCUUCAGCUUUGGCUACAUUUGGUAUGUGUCCAGUGGUACCUCAAGCAAGGUCUCCGACACAACGAGCAGUAAUACCCAGGACUUUUACAAUAUAAAGCGACCAAGCAACCAUAUCCUGGAAGAUUUACUACAAAUUGAAUUACCAAGAAUGAUUUACACAAAGCCACAGAUUCUAAAGCCACCGAGAUGUGACGUCCUUAUGAUGACUCCAUGGUUUGCUCCAAUAGUUUGGGAAGGGACCUAUAACUCCGAGAUCCUGAAUGAGCAGUUCCGACAAAGGAAUGUCACUGUUGGACUGACAGUGUUUGCUAUCAAAAAGUAUGUAGUCUUCCUCAAGACGUUUUUAGAAACUGCAGAGACUUACUUUAUGGUUGGACAUAGGGUGAACUAUUACAUUUUCACAGACAGACCAGAAGAAGUUCCUAAAGUUGCGCUCAAAGAAGGAAGGAACGUAGUGGUUCUCCAAGUCCAAAACUACCCUAGGUGGCAAGAAAUCUCUAUGCGACGAAUGGAAAUGCUCAGCUACUUCUCUCAGCAGCGGUUCGUUAAUGAGGUCAGCUACCUUGUGUGUGUUGAUGUAGACAUGAAGUUUAAUGACCAAGUUGGAGUGGAGAUCCUGAGCGACUUGUUUGGCACACUACACCCAGGUUUCUACGCCGCAGAGCGUCGGUCUUUCACCUAUGAACGUCGACCUGCUUCUCAAGCUUAUGUGCCCAGCGAUGAGGGUGACUUCUACUAUAUGGCAUCCAUUUUUGGAGGAACAGUAAUGGAGGUUUACAAGCUGACCAAGCAAUGCCAUGAAGCCAUCGUGGUGGACAAAGCCAAUGGAAUUGAGGCAAUCUGGCAAGAAGAGAGUCACUUAAACAAGUAUUUUCUUUACCACAAACCAACCAAAAUACUUUCUCCAGAAUACAUGUGGGACGACAAUCUAGGUAGGCCAGAGAUCCUUAAGAAAAGAAGGUUUCUUGCUGUACGAAAGAAUCAUGCUGCAAUCAGAAAUAAAUGAAGGUAAUCUCAGUUUGCACUAAGCCCAGUCUAACAUAACUGAUAUUGUAGGUUUCCUUGGUUGAUGAAAAUAUACAAACAAUUGGUAAAGCUCCAUAACUUUUUAUGACAUUGCCAGUAUUUCUGGAUAUGGGAAUGGUUUGCAAGAUGUUGCUGUGAUGUUGCUCUCCAUAUGUUUUAUGGAAAUAUGCUAAUGAGUGUGAAUAUAAUGUAAUUGGAAUAUGCUUCAUGCAAAAGGUCUCUUGUAAGGUAUCAUUACAAAGCUUAUAAUCUACUGCAGGGGUCAGCAAC
This is a messenger RNA of Mauremys mutica (yellowpond turtle), 1493 nucleotides long. Its product is annotated as histo-blood group ABO system transferase 2-like. Gene Ontology annotation, cellular component: vesicle; Golgi apparatus; membrane. Gene Ontology annotation, molecular function: hexosyltransferase activity. Gene Ontology annotation, biological process: carbohydrate metabolic process. Bases 175 to 1203 code for a protein of 342 amino acids. The transcript has 8 exons. The record is from RefSeq and is a predicted model, not a curated record. NCBI's taxonomy places the organism in Eukaryota, Metazoa, Chordata, Testudines, Geoemydidae.